Messenger RNA from Suncus etruscus (white-toothed pygmy shrew), 963 nucleotides. Its product is annotated as olfactory receptor 1440-like. Gene Ontology annotation, cellular component: membrane. Bases 1 to 963 code for a protein of 320 amino acids. The transcript has a single exon. The record is from RefSeq and is a predicted model, not a curated record. NCBI's taxonomy places the organism in Eukaryota, Metazoa, Chordata, Mammalia, Eulipotyphla, Soricidae. Gene Ontology annotation, biological process: sensory perception of smell; G protein-coupled receptor signaling pathway. Gene Ontology annotation, molecular function: G protein-coupled receptor activity; odorant binding; olfactory receptor activity.
AUGGUGACAGUCAAGCCUGAAAAUGGAGGAAAAAAUCACACCACUGUGACUUUCUUUGUUCUCCUGGGACUCAUAAAAGACAAAAAACUGCAACUUGUUCUUUUCCCCAUCUUCCUUGUGACCUACCUAGUGACCCUUAUCUGGAACCUGGGUCUAAUCAUGUUAAUCAGGCUGGACUCCCAACUGCAAACUCCAAUGUACUUUUUUCUCAGCUCCUUGUCUUUUAUGGACACCUGCUAUUCUACAUCAAUCAACCCUAAAAUGCUUUACGACUUCUUCAAAGAUGAGAAGACAAUUUCCUUCUUUGCUUGUGCCACCCAGUAUUUUGUUGGUGCUUCAAUGGCUCAGGGCGAGUGUUUCAUCUUGGCCGCCAUGGCCUAUGACAGAUAUGUAGCUAUUGGGAAACCUCUGCAGUAUUCAACCAUCAUGUCACCUGGGCUCUGUUGGAAGAUGGUUUUAUAUGCCUAUGGCAGUGGCAUCCUUUGUAGCUUAGCUGAAACAGUUUCUACCUUUAAUCUUUACUACUGUGGAUCCAAUAUCAUUCCACAUUUUUUCUGUAACAUGUCUGAGAUUGUCGCCUUAGCUUGCUCCAGUCCAUUCUUCAGUAAUAUCAUUAUUUUUUUGGUAGCUAUUUUUGUUGGCUUUGGCUCUUUGAUUAUUAUCAUUUUAUCCUAUGGUUUUAUUGCAGCUUCCAUUCGGAAAAUGUCUCCUGGCAAAGGUAGUUCCAAGGCCUUCAAUACCUGUGCCUCCCAUCUGACAGUUGUGAUUCUGUACUAUGGAACAGGUCUCGCAGUGUACUUACACCCUAAUUCAGGCCACUCUAGGACACAGGACAAGAUAAUGUCCUUGUUCUAUGUUCUCCUCAUCCCCAUGUUAAAUCCUGCUAUCUAUAGUCUGAGGAACAAGGAGAUCAAAGAGUCCCUCAAGAAAGUAAUAAAGAGGGCUGCACAAAAAUUUCACUAA